Molecule: messenger RNA, 2276 nt
Organism: Phaedon cochleariae (mustard beetle)
Lineage: Eukaryota; Metazoa; Arthropoda; Insecta; Coleoptera; Chrysomelidae
Source: the annotation of a GenBank genome assembly
AGUCCUGUCAAAACAACAGGAAGGUUAUGGGUUGCUAGUUUAUAAAAUUCACAUCAAGAAAUGGAUGAAUUAUGUCUAUCUGAUACUUUGCAGAGGUAUUUUUCUGAUGUAUUUUUAUGUUGUGAUGAAGAAAAUACGGGACAGACUACAUUGAACAAAACAAUAGAAUUAAUUGAAUCCGGGAGUGUUCCUGAAGACGUCAUUUCACAGAUUUCAGAUAUCUGUUGGACCCCUGGCACAACCUUCCUCAACAAGAAGCAAUUUUUCUCAGCUUUAAAAUUAGUAGCAGCUUUCCAAGCCAACAUUCCUAUUAGAAAUGAAGUUAUCACUGCUAAUAUUGACCUCCCACUCCCUCGAUUCACAUGGACAAUAGUGGAGAAGAAAAGCCCAGUACCAGAUCUCAUUGAACUGAUACAUGAUUCCAACCACUAUUCAGAACAGAUAGAUACUACAAGUAGCACCGAUUCAGAAGUAGAUAGUGACACAGUAAGGAAUGGCUCUCCAGAUGCAUCCAGUGCUAAUUCGGAUAGUCCAACACCAACAAAUAGUGUGCAAGAUAGAAGCUGGGUAGUUGGCAGUACCUGGCAAGGUCUAGUUUCCGAGGAACAGAGACAACUACUUGGGACAGAAGAAGAAUCUUCAGAAAAACAUAGUAGUGAGGAAGAUACUGAGGUGUCUAAUGAAGUAUGGACUAUAACAAAUGAACAGCGAGAAUACUACAUCAACCAGUUUAAAUCCCUCCAACCAGACAGUAAUGCCUUACUAGCUGGCCCUGUAGCUAGAACAUUUUUUGAGAAGUCGAGACUCCCAAUACAUGAACUCAGAAAAAUAUGGCAGCUAGCAGAUGUUACAAAAGAUGGUGCUUUAUCAUUGCAAGAAUUCAUGGCUGCCAUGCAUCUUGUUGUCCUUAGGAGGAAUCACAUUGAGCUGCCAGAUGUUCUACCACCUCCUUUGGUUCCUGGAAAUGAAACUCCAAUUUCCGGGAGUCCAGAGACAGAACCUAUUUUAUCUCCACAAACCAAAGAUGCUGCUAAGGAGUGGACUAAAUUUAUUGAUAGUCCUACAAGCUCAGUCUCCUCGCCUGGGCCUAAACCAGUGAAUUUUGAUUUUCAGAAAGUCACAUUAGACACAGAUUCGAAAAUUCUACAUCCAGUUGCUUUGCGCCUCACCCCAGAAGUAGCAAAUAACCAGAUCGAUGACCAAAUUGAUGGUAUUGAUCUGCAAAGCCCUAAAAAGUUCAGUGAAUCUACUGUACCUGUAUCACAAAAUAUGCCAAAUGCAUCUCUGAAUGCACAAAACAGCGCAAUUCAACGACCCCAACCCAAAAAAAUCAGCAUGCCUGGGCCAGGGGCUAUUCCCCCACCACCUAACAAUCAAAACACCCUCGAAGAGGGGCCGGUUAGUCUACCAGCAUAUCCUCCGCCGAAAAAAGAAAAACCUCCACCGCCACCUCCACGAUGUUUCAAAACUCAUGGUCGUAGUUCAUCUCUAGAUUUGAAUAGGUUGAGCAAGCUUGGAGCCCCUCCCACAGUGCCCCCUCGAAUCAGUCCUAACAUUCAAGGCACAAAGAAGCUGAUGAAUCAAAGAUCUGAAGGAGACUCUGUAUCUCAAGUAGAGACCUUUGCUGAUUUCGAUCAGUUUGAAAAAUACGAAAAUGUGUCAAAUGGGAUUUUUCCUGGGGAUGUUUAUGAAGCUGAAAGAAAAAAGUUAUUUGCACAGUUUUCUGUUCCGGAACCUAGUGACGAUGCUCCGAGGAAACACGGAGCCUUCGAAAUUUAUAGGAAACCUCAACUAAGAGGCAAAGAUAGCCCUGUUGGUAUUGAAGAAAAAGUGAAAUGGACACUUUUCCAACAAUUGCAAGAGGAGAAUACGGUUUUGUUGAGGAUAUGUCAAGAAUUGAGUCAAGAAUUAGCUGAGCUCAGAGAAGAAAGGUUGACUUUGAAAGUUCGAUUAGAAAAGCAGAUGAAUGGCGGAUAGGAGAAUGUAAAUGCUGGUUUCCUGAUUUAGUAUCUAUAUCUCCUUAUUUCUAAUCUGAAUUUACCUACCCCCAGUUCAAUAACGUUCUGUGAAAACUAUAGUUUCUUUGAAAAAGAUUCGUAUAGAUGGCAUCUUGUGUUAUUAGGAAUAUGUAUGCUGUAUCAAAAUAUUGUAUUUUUGAGAUUCUAUGAUGAGAGUUAUUUGAUAAAGAAAUUUUAUUCAGAAAAAUACAUUAAUUUUAACUGAAUUCAUUGUAUUUCUUUCCCAAUAUUUGGUAUUAACAUGAUGAAUUGAUAAAU